Messenger RNA from Coregonus clupeaformis (lake whitefish), 6634 nucleotides. Its product is annotated as protein SMG7. Gene Ontology annotation, molecular function: telomeric repeat DNA binding; telomerase RNA binding; protein binding. The transcript is spliced from 24 exons. NCBI's taxonomy places the organism in Eukaryota, Metazoa, Chordata, Actinopteri, Salmoniformes, Salmonidae. Bases 147 to 3806 code for a protein of 1219 amino acids. The record is from RefSeq and is a predicted model, not a curated record. Gene Ontology annotation, biological process: nuclear-transcribed mRNA catabolic process, nonsense-mediated decay. Gene Ontology annotation, cellular component: telomerase holoenzyme complex.
CUCGGAGAUUUUAGAGUUUCAGAGUUGUCUAGAACCCAGCAACUGGGCCGGUGGCUCUGCUUGUGACAGAGUGACGAACAAUAUGGCGCCGGGAGUAGCGCUUGCUUUUGGACCAGUCGUUGUCUAAAGACCGUAGAUCGGACAGGAUGAACCUCUGCGCCCAAUAUUUACGGCAGGCAGAGGCCCUGAAGGCUGACAUGACAGAUUUUAAGCUUGGUGCAGCAGAGGUUUGGACUUCAAGGCAGGCGCUUCAGGACUUGUACCAGAAGAUGCUGGUGACUGACCUGGAGUAUGCUUUGGACAAGAAAGUGGAGCAAGAUCUCUGGAACCAUGCUUUUAAAAAUCAAAUAACAACACUACAGAGUCAAGCCAAGAACCGAGCCAACCCCAAUAGAAGUGAAGUGCAGGCCAAUCUGUCCCUAUUUCUUGAGGCAGCUAGUGGAUUCUACACACAAUUACUACAGGAGCUGUGUACUGUGUUCAACGUGGACUUGCCUUGCCGUGUGAAGUCAUCUCAGCUUGGAAUUAUCAGCAAUAAACAGACCAACACCAGCACCAUUGUAAAACCCCAACCCAGCUCUUGCUCUUAUAUCUGCCAGCAUUGUCUCGUCCACCUUGGAGACAUCGCACGAUAUCGCAACCAAACCAGCCAAGCAGAGUCCUAUUACAGACACGCAGCUCAACUUGUCCCUUCAAAUGGUCAGCCUUACAAUCAGCUGGCCAUCCUGGCCUCCUCUAAAGGGGACCACCUCACAACGAUAUUCUACUACUGCAGGAGCAUCGCCGUCAAGUUCCCUUUCCCUGCAGCCUCCACCAACCUGCAGAAAGCUCUAGCUAAAGCUGUUGAAAGCCGCGAUGAGGUCAAAACAAAGUGGAGUGUGUCAGAUUUCAUCAAGGCCUUCAUCAAGUUCCACGGUCACGUUUACCUGAGCAAGAGUCUGGAGAAGCUUAACAACCUGAGGGAAAAGCUGGAAGAACAGUUUCAGAGGCUGAUUCUGCAGAAAGCCUUCAGCUCCCAGCAGCUGGUCCACAUCACAAUUAUCAACAUGUUUGAGCUGCACCAUCUGAGGGACUUCGGCAACGAAGCAGACGACCAGACCUUCAGCUCCGAGGAGCCAAUCGGCUGGUUCCAACUUCUCGGCCUCUUCAUGUCAUUUCUGGGUGUCAUGUGUAGCCGGGCACUGCUGAACAAGAACCGAGGAGAGGAGAUCAUGGGAGAAUGUCCAUUGCCGGCCAUCAAGGUGUCCCUGGACUGGCUCAAACUACGACCAACCGUUUUUCAGGACGGUGCCGUGGACAGACGACAGUAUGUUUGGCCUUGGCUGGUGUCCAUUCUGAACAGUUUCCAACCGAAGGAAGAUGAUGUUUCCUGUGCAUCAGUGACUCCACUUCCAGAGGAGUUUGAACUGCAGGGUUUUUUGGCUCUCAGACCAGCUCUACGGACCCUUGACUUCACUAAAGGCCACCAGGGUGUUGCUGUGGACAAGGAGGGUCUGCCAGUCCGUGCCCGUCACCAGAGGCUCAUCAGCCUGGGGAAAUGGGUGGCAGACAACCAGCCAGGGCUGAUUCAGUACAAAGUCAGCGACGGCCUGCUGCUGUUCGUCACCGACAUCGAGGAACUGGCCAUCGAAGAGCCCCAAGAGAAGGAUGCCCCUGUGCUCCAGGAGUCCUCCAAUGGAGAGCAGACCCCCAACGAGGGCAACAUGGGCUUGAAGUCAGUCCUGUCCAUCGGCAAGACCCAGAACAGCGUGUUGGAGAUCGGCGAGAGGCCCGUGGUGACCUUCAAGGAGAACAUCAAGCCCCGGGAGCAGAGCAGGGAUCCCAGCCGCAUCCACCACCAGAAGGAGGCAGGGAAGGAACGGAGGGAGUUCGGCAAAGGCAACGGCACGCCGGGAAAAGGAGAGCUGAAGCGGGAUGGCAAGAGGAAGAGUGAGGUGAAGAAGAACAGCCAUGAGAAAGCUGCAGACGCAGGGAAACAGGUGAAAGCCCAGCCGGAGAUGAGGAAGACGCCAGUGUCUGAGGCCAGGAAGACUCCAGUCACUCAGACCCAGACUACCUGCUCCUCCCAGUUCAUCCCUAUCCACCACCCGGGAGCCUUCCCUCCCCUGCCCAGCCGACCAGGUUUCCCCCCUCCGGCCUAUGUGAUCCCUCCUCCCGUGGCGUUCUCCAUGAACCCCGGCUUCACCUUCUCUACGGGAAUGUCUGUCCCCGGGCCGUUCCUGCAGUCGUCCUCCCACCCUCAGCAGCCCGGUGCCCAGCAGCAGGUGCAGGUUCAGGCUGGGAAGCCGUCGCACAUUCCAUACAGCCAGCAGAGGCCGUCAGUGCCGGGGGCCAUGAACCAGGGGCCCCCACAGGGCCAGCCUCAGCAACAGCCUUCCCAGGCCCAGCAGGCCAUGCAGCAGGUGCAGCUCCAGGUCCAGGCUCUUGUCCAACAGCAGCAGUCGCCCACCAAGCCUGUGCAGCCAGGACAGCAGGGCAAAAGCCCACCUCACCAUCCUGGGAUGCAGCAGUACAUGCAGGUAGAUCAGGCUGGACAGAUGUGGGGCCAGCACCAGGCCCAGCAGCACCAGGCCCAGCAGCACCAGGCCCAGCAGCACCAGGCCCAGCAGCACCAGACUCAGCAGCACCAGACCCAGCAGCACCAGACACAGCCCACCAUGCAGAAGAUGCAGGCCAUGCAGAUGCCUGUCAAGCAGCCCUACUACAUGGGAAGCGCCCAGGACCCCCUCAAGCUCUUUGAGCAGCAGCCGUAUGCCAUGCAGACGGUGCCCCAGCAGCAACAGCAGAACAGCAUGGACAAGAAGAUGAAGUACCCGGAUGUGAAAAUGCAGGAUUUUUACUGGGAGCCUUCCUACCGCAUGGGGGAUAGCAGACAGAUCGUGGGGGAGAGGAUGGGCAAGCGGCCGCCCCCCGGGGCCUUCCACCAAGACCAGGACAACGCACCCAGAGGGCCUCCCUUUGAGGACAAGAGCUCCCCUCUUCUGCCUCCAGACCUGUUAAAAAGUAUAUCAGAUUUUGAGGAGGAGGAAGAGCUGGCCUUUACUAAGCCUCAUGGUUUCUACCAGGCCUUGGCUGGCCCUCUUAGCACUGCUCCAGGACGAAAUAUAUUUUUGCCAAAUCAGUCAAGAAUGGAGAGUGGCUCUGAGGUGAUGGGCCAGUCGUCUUCUCUCAUGCCCUUAUCUGGGUUCCCAAUUCAGGAGAGUUCCUAUCAAAACAACAGCAUUUUCAGCCAGGCCUAUGGGAAGAACAUGGCUCCCAACCCCAAGCCUGAUGCUCCCAUGCUUCACCAGGAACCUUCUCUCUACUCCCUGUUUGAAGGAACUCCAUGGUCCCCGUCCCUCCCCGCCAGCUCAGACCACUCUACACCAGCAAGCCAGUCCCCCCACUCUUCCAACCCAAGCAGUUUACCCUCUUCUCCACCCACGCACAACCAUGGCUCCGUCCCCUUCUCUAACUUCGGCCCCAUAGGAACACCCGACAGCCGAGACAGGAGGAUGGUCGACCGCUGGAAGGUAGAAAAGACGGUAGCUGUGAGUGGGUUUGGUUUGGACUACCUGCCUGCUGCGUCGUCCUCUUCAGACCACCGAACCCCUGAGAACAGCUGGCACCAGGGGAACGCCCCCAGUAGCUCCUGGGCCGCCCAGGAGUUGCCCAUGGAAGACUCCUCCACUGUGCUCCUGGACAGUCUGAAGUCCAUCUGGUCCAGCUCCAUGAUGCAGCCGGGGCCGUCGGCCCUGGAGCAGCUCCUCAUGCAGCAGAAGCAGAAGCAGCAGAGGGGCCGGGGCACCAUGAACCCUCCACACUGAAGGGCCUGCAGUCAGAAGCACUUGUGUGAAGAAGUAAGAAGUAAAAAAAAAACGAGCUCCAAAUCGGAAUUACCGGCAUAUGGAGGCUGGGGAAGGCGAAACGAUGACCCAACAGGCUCAAAACACCCCUCGGCUGAUGAGGAGGACCGGUGCAAGUCUACUCUCCCCUCUCUCUCUCUGUGCCUCCCAUGGCAACGAGGGUGUGCAAGCACCUCCCACACCACCUCACUGAGCACGAAGCUACUGCGGGGUCCAAUUUGCAGGAUUCUUACAUUGAGGAAACUGAAAACCUCUUGACAGCCAGUCACCAUGCAUACCUCCUGAAUUCCUCUGGAGAGUGUGGGAAUAAACAACCAUCCUUCAGUCCAUCUCACUUGGAUUCCAUGUAUCUGGUCUCCUCUGAAAACUAUUGUUGAGCUGCUCUUGGUGUGGAUUUACUAUCAGUCUGUCUUGAUUUGUCUACUGUACAAGAGAGGAGCAUAAAGGUGGUGCGGGGUGUUUUGGGAAGGCAAGGUGGGCCUAAAACGGUAGAUGUGGUGAAAAGAAGAAAGACUGAUCUUUCUGAAUUCUUGACAAAAUUUUCUUUAUCUCGGAUGGAGAAAGAGGAGGAGGGGGAGUGUGGCUCGAUGUAGCUGGGUAAUGAAUGAACGAAUGAAGGCGUUAACAGCUAUAUUGCCACAGUCAUUGGUAAAAAGUGGGGGGAAAGCGUGCAUAUCUUACUGUGCACAGAACCGUUUGAAAAUGAGAAGCAGAUUAUGCUAUAGAUGCGAUUUUCCAGUUUGCUGAUUGGACUGCAGAUUGUUCCUUUCUGUAAAUGUUUUGCAAGGAGGGAAGUGCAUCUUCAGGUCAGUUGAGGAUGAUGGGAACUCUUCACAAGCUCACCACAAUGUUCGCUCAACAACAAAAUAAUCAACAAACAGACGGGGAUUGGAAAAUAGAUGUAGGGAUAGUAUUAUUAGCUGCAAUAGAGAUUGCAAUUAUUAGAAAUACUGUAUUUUGUGAUUUGUUCGUAGCAGUUUUAGCUUUAUGAAAUACUGGGUAACUAUGUCCAAUAGUUUACUGCUUAUGGGGAAAGUAGAUAUUUAUAUGUUCCGCUUUCCCCUUGCUUCUUUCUCUUUACCCAUCUUUCUUUGAGUAAAAAUGUAACUCUAGCUUACCUGCAUAAUUGUUUAUUUCGUUCAUGGUCUGCCUUUUAAUAGUUUUAAGCAGCUUUAUUGGCUCUUUGUGCCUGGUCAGUGUUUUUAUUUUAUUAUUACUAUCAUGGUUGGCACUGUCAUGUAAUAGAAACAAGCAAACGGGUCCAGCAAAGCUGCUGGUUCAGCAAUAUGGGGCACAAGCCAAGCGAGACACAGACCAUCAGACAGACAGUUGGGCUGGGCUAUGGCUGGGGGACAGAGGGCAGGUGUAGUCCCCGACUCCCCUACCUGGCGUAGAACAGGAGAGAGAGACUGAUUUGUGCUAACCUCUUCACAACCACUACUAUAAUCACAACAGUUAUCGAAUUAAAACAUAUUAGGCCCUGGAGACUUGCAUGCUUGGUUUGCUUGUCUAAAGUCGUAGCUCAGCUUUUUACAUACCUCUGUGGUGUGUAACUAAUUGAACUAAUUGUUUGGUAUUAAGUUUCUGUCACUUGGGGUACGCCAGUGUGAAUCUGUUAUCGGGUAAGUUCCUCUGAUGUCACAACAGAAACGCCCAAGCCAGAUAAUGACUUUUUCCCCAAAUAAUGAAAUCCCUGAAGCACUGAGCGACAAUCAGCAGACCAAGAGAGGCUCUCCAGGAACAGGGUUAGAGGUCAGUUGUCUAGGGGUCACUGUUGGAUAGGGUUAGAAAUAUGACGACUAUAUACAGUGGUUCCCUCUUUAUGGUUUAGGCAGCAAAAGGCAUUUUGUAUUUAAAGGGUAUACAAAGACUCAAUAUCUUGUAUGAGGGGAAAAACAUGUUUUUAUUUUCAUGUAGAGAACAUUUUAUUAAACCCAACUUUAAAUGAUGUCUAAUUUCUGUGUGAUUGUGCUUUUCCUGUUGCAUUAAAAUUGUAUUUAAAAAUAAAAGAGAAAUAGAUUGGACUGAAUGUUGGGACAAAUUCAGCCAGAAGCUAUUACAAAAAAAAAAAAAAAUUGAGCACAUAAAUGCUAGAGGGGAACUGGGCUGUAAAUUUGGCCCUGUUUCUCUCCUGUAUCUGCUCAUUGUAAGGGGUUCUGAUCUGAAAUUUGAGAUGUGUUUGGAUCAUGAACGGUAUUUGUCAGUGGUGUUGAGCUUACCAGUUCCUGCUGUCUAGAUGGGCAGAAGAGGGAGUGAGGGGUAACACACUAGAAUGUUAGAAGAAGCGCUCUGCUCUGGGCAUCCUGCCAUUUACUGCAUUAAUGUGACUCUGCUGCAUCCUUAAUAAACUGACAAAUCUAACUGUGGCUUUGGUUUUACCACAUUAAGGUUUGAGGAAAAGAACCCUGCACUUUGAGCAGUUGUAACAUUCCAUACUUCUAAUAGUCCUGUGGGACAUUACAGGCAAUGAAAAAUGACAGACAGCUAUUAACAGUUCCCUGCACAGCUGACCAACCAACAACAUCAAGCACUGUGUCCCAGUUUAAGUUCAAUAUCAAGGAGAGAAUCACUGAAAGUUUCAAACUCUGCAUGAGGAUUUUGAAUUCAGAAUGCUUUCACGGGUUAUGGGAAGGGAUGUUGCGAGUCCUUUUACCUGUGAGGGGGGAGGGGGAGUGUUUCAUUCAGGAAUGGGCUUGUGUUCUAAGAUUUUUGUGUUUCGUCUUUCUCUAGACAUUCAGAAAUGGUGGAAUCGGCUAUGCCUUUAAAUAAAGUAAACUAUGUUCACCCUA